GCCGCACCGUGAACUGUCUUUGUUUUUGUUGUUUUAGACAGUGGUCGGUCGGCUGUCUGUGCUGUGUUCCUGCUGUGUUCAAAGAUAUUUGACAGCAGAAAAUCAGACAGUUAGUGAACGAGAUUUUAUGUCUCGACUUUCAUCUUGGGUCAUUUGUCAUGUGUGCAUGUGCUCGUAGUGAUGCAUGGGCAGAAAUUGUGAAGUCUCCAAACUUUCGGGCGUCGUCUGCUAUCUCGACGCGGUAACUCAAAGCUAAAAGCGGAGCGGCAGGGGACAGGACGCGGCUUUUUAGGGGAGGUUAGCAGACGUGUAAAUACCUGUUUUAUUUCUGAAAUGGCGUCCCUAAGGCAUGCAGGUGGUCAGUCCAGAAUUGAGCAACUGUGGAGACAAGUUUUGGACACAUUUAGAUGGACUGCCGGUGGAGCAGUCCACUACGAGGACGAGAGCUUUGCUGUGAUGAAACGUCAGGUUGAUGCCCUCACAGCAGAAGACAUCUCUUUAGAAGAAUCUUUGUCAGAAAUGCGGCAACAUCAAGGUUUUAGGAAUGAAGAGGCUGUGGGAAAUAUACACAUAUGUGACAGUGACAUUGCCACAAUGCAGGUUUUUGUGCUACACAAAGAUCAGCAAAUGCCAAUUCAUGAUCAUCCACAAAUGAUUGGCAUUUUGAAAGUCAUCAAAGGAUGUGUUCGCAUUAACAGCUACUCUUUUAAGGGCUACGAGCGGAAAAUAGCUGGAGCUUCUAUUCUCCAGACCAGUAAACAAACAAUGGAUGUAUGUAAAGGUGAUCCAGCAUGCGUGCUCACUCCAAGUGAGCGCAAUUUUCAUUCUAUCAUCGCUUUGAACGGUGAAGCUGCCUUCCUUGACAUCUUGUCACCACCAUACUUCACAAGAAGACCAGGACAUGAACUUAAUGUUUGCAAUUAUUAUCAAGAAGGUGGUUUGGUUGGAGGAACUGAUGAAGAAAACUUAGUGAGACUGGAGGAAAUUCGUCCUCCUGAAGAUUAUUGGACUGUGAAAGGGGAAUACAAGGGACCCAGAAUUCAACAGCAUUUUGGAAUAUCUAACCCGCUUAGGCCUUCAUUUUCUCAAAAAUAGAUACUUAUAAAAUUCCCAAACCUAAUGUUAUACCAUUCUGUUUUAAUUAAACCAAUUUUUUUUGUUCUCAUUAAUUAUUAAAACAGAUCUCCUGAAUAUUUAAUUGCAACAAGUAUUAUAAAUAUCUUCAGCUUAGAUGGUCUAGAUGUACCUAUCGUCUUUCAAUGUUAUGGUUCUAGUCUUGCCAGUAUGAUAUUCAUCGUUAUCCAUUUUUAUGAGAUACCAAAUGUUUUGUUGUAGACAGCCGUCAUUGAAUCACUUAUAUAGAUCCAAUUUCAAUGUUUAUGCAUGACUCAUUUUAUUUUUGUCACCAUAGUAUGCUUAUUUGUACUAACAUUAAUUUGUGUAAUUUUGCAAAAUUCACGUCUUUUUUUGUUUGUUUGAAGAUGUUUCAGAUUUUAAAAAAAUAAAGGGUACGAUGCGUAA
Molecule: messenger RNA, 1521 nt
Organism: Frankliniella occidentalis (western flower thrips)
Lineage: Eukaryota; Metazoa; Arthropoda; Insecta; Thysanoptera; Thripidae
Product: 2-aminoethanethiol dioxygenase
Exons: 2
Coding region: 334-1095 (253 amino acids)
Cellular component (GO): mitochondrion
Molecular function (GO): oxidoreductase activity, acting on single donors with incorporation of molecular oxygen, incorporation of two atoms of oxygen
Source: RefSeq, a predicted model, not a curated record